Molecule: messenger RNA, 918 nt
Organism: Entamoeba dispar SAW760
Lineage: Eukaryota; Evosea; Mastigamoebida; Endamoebidae
Exons: 1
Coding region: 1-918 (305 amino acids)
Source: RefSeq, a predicted model, not a curated record
AUGGAAAUUAAAAAACAAGAAAAGAAAAUUGAUGAACUUAAUAAAGAACAAAAAGAAGAAAUUAGUAGAAUAAGAAAUAACCAAAGAGAAGAAGAAAUCCACAUAGAAAAUAACUUAACAGAACUUGAAGAAAAAAAGAAACAAGUUAUAGACAAGGAAAAAAAAAAUGGACUAGAUGAAAUAGGUGAUGAAAUAAAAGAAAUAGAGGAUAAAAUAAAAAAAGAAAAAGAAAAAAAGUCAGCAAUAAAAGAGGACAAAGAUAAGGAAGUAGAGUCAGUCAAUGUUAAAUACCAAGAGAAGAUUAAUUUAGUUACGAAAAUGAGUAAAACAAAUAUUCAAGAAAUAGUAAGUAAAAAAAGAGGAAAUAAAAAAAUGUGUUUUGCUGAUGAACGUAUUAAAUCAUUUAAAAAUAUUUUAUGUGAAUGGAGUCAGAAAAAAGAUAUGAAAUUAAUAUAUGAUUCAUUGACAGAAGAAAUUGUUCGUAAUAAAGUAUCUAGACUUGAACAAUUGGUUAUUGGCAAAAAGAAUUUAUUCUUUAUAAUUUUUGAUAGUGAUGAAAAUAUCUUUGGUGGAUACAUUGAUAAAACUAUUGAUGAGCUUGAUUAUUGUAUUCACAGUGACACAAUGUUUCUAUUUGUAUUAGAUUCAAAUGGUAGGUUUAAUUCUCCAACUCGGUUUGAGUGUAAUGGCAGCCAAAAAUUUGUUAUGUUUAGUUGUAAAAAUGAAUGGCUUUUGACGUUUGGGUAUAGUGUUCGUUGGCCGGAGAAGUCCGAUAUUGCAAUUAUAAAAAGUAGUACUGGAAAAAAGAAUUAUUGUGGAACAAAUGGGUUUGAGUAUUGUGGAGCUAAAAAUGCACUGUGUGGAAAUUACAACUUUGAUAUGGAACAGUUGUUGGUGUUUGAGGCAAUAAGUGAAUGA